AUGGUAGAGAUACUGCCACCUGCUGUUCUGCUGGUGUUGACAGUGUCUGUGGUCGCCAACGAUAACACAAAGUGUUAUGGCCCCUGUGGGUUACGGUUCAGGCAGAACCUACAAGGGAGCAUCCGCAUCAUCGGAGGGCAGAAUGCGGCGCUCGGGGCCUGGCCCUGGAUGGUCAGCCUCCAGGUCUCCUCUUACCACAACAACCAGAGGUAUCAUGCCUGCAGAGGCAGCUUGCUGAACUCCCACUGGCUGGUGACUGCUGCUCACUGCUUCAGGAACAAAAAAAGAGUAUAUGACUGGAGACUGAUUUUUGGAGCAAGGGAAAUUGAGUAUGGGAGCAAUAAGCCAGUGAAGCCACCUCUGCUGGAGAGACGUGUCAAGCAAAUCAUCAUUCAUGAAAAAUAUUCCCCUCAUUCAGAGGCAAACGACAUCGCUCUCUUGAAGAUCACCCCUCCUGUUCCAUGUGGGCACUUCAUUGGACCAGCCUGCCUGCCCCAAUUUAGGGCAGGCCCACCCAGAGUUCCUCAGACCUGCUGGCUGGCUGGCUGGGGAUUCUUAAAUGAGAAUGUCGUGAUUUUUAAAACCAGAACAAGGCAAGCUGUGGCCGUAGGCCAGAUAUGA
Diceros bicornis minor is the source of this 621-nucleotide messenger RNA. RefSeq names its product acrosin-like. Gene Ontology annotation, molecular function: serine-type endopeptidase activity. The transcript has 4 exons. Lineage: Eukaryota; Metazoa; Chordata; Mammalia; Perissodactyla; Rhinocerotidae. Bases 1 to 621 code for a protein of 206 amino acids. The record is from RefSeq and is a predicted model, not a curated record. Gene Ontology annotation, biological process: acrosome reaction; proteolysis.